CCGUGAGUCAUUCAUUGUGAGCUGCUUUCAACCUCAAUCAUCCCGAAGAGACAAAACCCAUGCCAGAUCUCCCGUCUUUUGAACAUUAUUGCCAAUCACGAGUUGAGCGCCGCUCGAUCUCACGCGGGGUAAAAUGACAACCUCCUAUAGCAGGAUCAAGUCGCUCGUCGACUCAACCCCCAACGAUGCGCUCCCCUCCCCCUCAGCUCUCCUCCGUGCUGCAUCCACGAUCCCCUCCUCGCUGCCAGCAACCGGUCUUGGAGAUGCAGCCACAGAAGCGCAUCUCCUAACUGAUCUGGUCCCGGGCUUCAACGGGCCUAAGACGUCCGCGAACUACUACGGGUUCGUGACCGGUGGCACGUUUCCUGUCGCCGAGUUCGCGGAUUGUGUCGUUACGGCUUUUGAUCAGAAUGUGCAGGUGCAUCUUCCGGAUCAGAGCGUGAGUACGAUCGUUGAAGAUCGCGCGUUGGGCAUGUUGGUGCAGUUGCUGGAUCUGGGUAGGGGGUGGGAGGGGAAGACUUUUACGACGGGGGCUACGGGGGCUAAUAUUCUUGGAUUAGCUUGUGGGAGAGAGGCUGUGGUUAGCAAACGUCUUGAGGGAUUGGGAGAGUUGGGAGGAGUUGGUGAGAUGGGGUUAUUAACUGCUUGCUUGAAAGCGGGAAUUAGGAAGAUUCAGGUCUUGACGGCCAUGGGGCAUAGCUCACUUUAUAAAGCAUCCAGUGUGGUAGGUUUGGGUCGAGCGGCUGUGAGAGACAUCGGAUCGGGAGUGGAUCAUCCUUGGAAGAUGGACCUUGAUCUUUUGCAGCAGGAGCUACAACAAGAGAAGGAGGGCGUUGUCAGCAUUGUUGUCUUAAGUGCAGGCGAAGUUAAUACCGGAAGGUUCAGUACGGACGGCUUCCUUGAGAUGCAGAAGAUUCGAGACCUCUGUGAUAAAUACGGAGCAUGGUUACAUGUUGACGGAGCUUUUGGAAUAUUUGCGCGCUCCCUCCCUCGGACUCCAGAGUUCGGCGCGCUCCGCAACGCAGUCUCAGGGCUCGAGCUCGCCGACUCCAUUACUGGCGACUGCCACAAAAUGCUCAACGUCCCUUAUGACUGCGGUUUUUUCCUCACGCGUUCAAGCGCAACCCUAUCCUCGGUUUUCCAGAAUCCAAACGCAGCGUAUCUCUCCUCUGGACCCUCGACCAUUCCCUCACCGCUCAACAUCGGCCUCGAGAACUCGCGACGCUUCAGGGCUCUGCCUGUUUAUGCCGUGCUGCUGGCGUAUGGACGAGAGGGGUUGGCCGAGAUGUUUGCAAGACAGGUAAGGCUAGCCAGGGGAAUUUCCAGAUUCUUGCACGGCAGUCCGGACUACACGUUACUUCCCCACUACCCGCUGCCAGUCUCAGAUGACGAGAAACUUGCAAGCGGUCAUGAGUUCGAGAAUACUCAUAUCAUUGUGCUCUUUAGAGCCAAAGAUGAGAAAGUCAAUGAUGAGUUGAUCGCGUGGGACAUCCCGCUCCUAACGGCCACGCUUCAAAAGAUGGGCCCACUGGUUUGCGAUACCGUUUCUCAAGCAUCCAAUGAUAAUAUCUAA
Molecule: messenger RNA, 1573 nt
Organism: Amorphotheca resinae ATCC 22711
Lineage: Eukaryota; Fungi; Ascomycota; Leotiomycetes; Helotiales; Amorphothecaceae
Exons: 4
Coding region: 134-1573 (479 amino acids)
Biological process (GO): carboxylic acid metabolic process
Molecular function (GO): carbon-carbon lyase activity; pyridoxal phosphate binding
Source: RefSeq, a predicted model, not a curated record